AUGGACUCUGAAGAUCAAAGUGCGUAUAUCAAUCCAUCGUAUAUUGAUCCAACGUAUGAAAGACCGCCGGCAUAUACUCCUAAUGGUCAACAUAAAGUAUAUACUAUUGAAAUGCGUGAUGGUGACACAUUACAAACUCAAAUGUCGAUUGAAGGUGAGCAAAUCAUGGCAGCACAAUCUCCGCGCAUCACAGUUACGUUUCAUAACGUUUCUAAAGUGAUCAAUGUUCCGGCUAAAAUGAUCGAUCCAUCAUCGAAAGAACGGUUCAUUCAACGAACUCUUCUCGACAAACUCUCUGGCCAAAUUCUUCCCCGACAAAUCGUCGCACUUAUGGGACCAUCAGGAUGUGGUAAAACAACACUUCUGAAUACACUUGCUGGUCGAGCAUUGAGCGGUGUCACCGGUAAUGUCUGGUACAAUAAUCAGCUAUAUGAUCGCGCUAUGAAGCGAAAACUUGCUUAUGUUCUUCAACAGGAUCUGUUCUUUGAAAAUUUAACUGUCAAACAGCAACUUACCUAUACUGCACUUCUUCGAUUGCCUAAUCAUCUAUCUCGAAAAGAUAAACUUGCACAAGUUGAAAUCAUUAUCGAUCAACUUCGUAUUCGAAAGUGUGCCAAUACUCCUAUUAUGUUAAUAUCUGGCGGAGAAAAAAAACGUGUUAAUAUUGGAACUGAACUUCUGACUAAUCCUAGUGUUAUCUUUCUUGAUGAACCCACAUCCGGUUUGGACAGUACAUCCGCUGUCUCACUCAUGGAUGUACUCCGCGAAUUGGCUAUGCAAGGAAAAACAAUCAUCACAUCCAUUCAUCAACCAUCAUCACAAAUCUUUCAAUCAUUUGAUCAACUCAUUCUGCUCGCAGAUGGCAAAGGCAUCUUCAUGGGUCGACCAUCGAAUGCUCUCGCAUACUUUUCAACAAUGAACUACAAUUGUCCAAGUCAGUACAAUCCGGCAGAUUAUGUUAUGGAUCUCGUUAAUCAAGAUAUGAAAAUUCGUGAAGAAUUGAAGGAAGCAUAUCUCCAACAUCGAAUCAUUAGUGGUCAAAUACCAAGUCAAUUGUCAGAAUCUAGUCGAUAUUUGAUGGCUGAGCCAUCGGGAAAAGAAAGUGAUCUGACCAAUCCGGACAACGUGAAUUUGAUUCCAGAUGGUCGUGAAGGCAAAUGGCCAAUUGGAUUUUUGCCACAAAUGUUAAUCUUAUAUUCACGAAGUUUCCGAUUAACAGGAAAAGCCCAGUUUACUGCUCUUAACUUAAUACAAUCAAUAGCUUUAGCUGUAAUAAGUGGUUUGUGUUGGUUGCGGAUGGAAUUCAGAGAAGACACGAUACCUGAUCGAUCGUCGUUUAUUUUCUUUCUCAUGACAUUUUGGCCUUUACAUACGUUGAUGAUGGGUCUGUUAUCUUUUCCAUUUGAACGUGGUGUUAUCGAAAAGGAACGUGCAAGUGGUGCAUUUCGUUUAUCAGCUUAUUUUGUUGCCAAGUCAUUAGCUGAAGCUCCCUUGAAGUUGGUUUUACCAACAAUCUUUCUAAUCAUUUCCUACUGGAUGGCGAGAAUUAACAAUAACUUUGGCAUCUUCCUUGCCAUUCUUGUCUUUCAACUUCUAUCCAUCCUGGUAGCCGAAUCACUCGGUCUACUUUUGGGCGCAGCGUUAAAAAACUUACACCAUGCUAUCACAGCUGCAACAGUUCUUCUGAUCACACUGAUGUUAGUCGGGGGCUUCUUCGUUCGAAAUCUUCCACAUUGGCUGGGUGUUUGGGGCAAAUGGUUCUCGUUUUUCAAGUAUGCUUAUAACGCAUGCUUACAAUUACAAUUCAAAGGUGGACAAGUGUAUCAAUGCGUCGAUGGCUCCUACGUGAUUUCAUGUCGAAAUAAUCCCAACGGAACAUUCAUUAGCAAUGAAGCACUCCAAUAUUUUGAUUAUGGGAUUAAUAUUGGUUUGAAUUUUCUUGUGCUUUUCGGCAUGUUUGUCUGUUUUCGUUUCUGUGCAUACUUGGCGUUACGGUUCGUCAAUACAAGUAGCGGUCGAACAUAG
This is a messenger RNA of Adineta ricciae, 2025 nucleotides long. The record is from the annotation of a GenBank genome assembly. Lineage: Eukaryota; Metazoa; Rotifera; Eurotatoria; Adinetida; Adinetidae.